Oryctolagus cuniculus (rabbit) is the source of this 2528-nucleotide messenger RNA. The record is from RefSeq and is a predicted model, not a curated record. NCBI's taxonomy places the organism in Eukaryota, Metazoa, Chordata, Mammalia, Lagomorpha, Leporidae.
UUCUGGGGGCUGGGUGGGGGCGCCACGGCAGAGGGAACAGGGUCCUGGCAGAACGAACCGGCCAGGCUAGGGUGUUGAGGGCCACCUGGAGGUCCGGGAGACAGCAGACAGAGGCCGCCGGGGGGACUGGAACCCAGGAGCAGGGGCCCGGGAGAAGAUGGCUGACGCGGCCAGGGCACCCAGGAAGGACGGCAGGACCAAGGAGAUGCAGCUCCUGCGGCGGCAGGUGGCCGGGCUCCAGACGCAGCUCCGGCAGCACGAGGCGCGGUGGUGCAGGGCGCACAGCAGGCUGCAGGGCCAGAUCGAUGCACUGCUGAGACAGAACCUGCAGCUCCGCAGCGAGCUGAGGGCUUCCGGGCUGCAGCGGCUGGACGCCCACGGGGACUCCGUGGGACGCACGGGGGACCCUCCGGUACCAGAGACGGCACCGGACUGUACUUUUGGAAACGAUUCGCCACCAUUGGCCGAAGAAGAAAUGAAGCCAAGACGCUCGGGCGGCAGGAGCCGCAGCGCCCCCAUCCCCGGGCAGAGACCGUGGUCCAAAGCUUCGCCUUCUGCAAAGCCAGGAAGUGUGAAGACGGACAGAGUCCGCUCAGAGACUGCACCGCGGCGAGGGAGAGGGAAAGCUGUGGCCUCAGACGCUCCGGACGCAAGACCGGCUGCCUUUGAAGGGAGGCUGGAUGCACGUGAGGCUGACCAGGCUGCCCCUGAGGGCUCCCGCAGUCUGCAGACACAGCGCGGCAGGACAUGGGCAGCGCCAGCUCCUGGGGAGGCUGCGCCCGAGGAGGAGGGGCCCGCGGGAGGCCGGCCUGGGCCACCACCAGCUGCCACUGUGGGUCCCAGGGGCCGGCUUCCCGCCUGCGUCCACCCCGACGGGCGCACCUGCUCUGUCCCAGACCCUGCCGAGCCACAGGAUCUUCCUGGAAAGGGAGCGUCUUCCCAGGUAGCCGAGCACCACACGGGCGCUACCAGCGGCAAAGGGGAUGCACAGGGAACACAACACCCGCAUGACAAGGUGGAGCAGACGCUGGGCGAUGGCCGGACAGUCGUCACCUUCCCUGACGGGACCCAGAAGGAGACCAGCGCCGAUGGGCGGACCACCGUCAUCAGGUUUUUUAACGGAGAUGUGAAGACCAUCAAGCCGGACCGGAAGGUGGUCUAUUACUACGCGGAGGCGGGGACGACACACACGACCUACCCCAGCGGGCUGGAGGUGCUGCAGUUCCCCAACAAGCAGAGAGAGACGCUGCACCCCGACGGCUCCAGGGAGAUCCUGUUUCCAGAUGGGACGGUGAAGCGGCUUAGGGACGGCCAGCAGGAGACCUUGUACCCCGACGGCACCACCGUGACCGUGAGGAGGAACGGCGACAGGACCAUCGUGUUCAGCAACGGGCAGAGGGAGAUCCACACGGCGCAGUUCAAGCGCAGGGACUUCCCCGACGGCUCGGUGAAGACCGUGUACGCCAACGGCCGCCAGGAGACCAAGUACGCGUGCGGGAGGGUGCGGAUCAAGGACGAGACGGGAGGCACCAUCCUGGACCACAGGGCAGCGGGUCCCUGAGCACAGCCAGGUUUCUUAGAAAACACAGAGGCAAACGGGCGUCCCAGUGAUGUGUGUACUAAAAAGGAGAGUUCCCAAGACCCAGGAGGAGAGGAGUCAUUUCUCGACCGUUGUCGCGUCGACGUGGUGUGAGCUGGUUGUCAGCUGAGCCCGUGUGCUCUGGGAGGCGUCAGACCUCAUCCUUCAGCGCCAGGGUGCUUCGCGCUGGAAUACGCCCUGCACACAAGGUAGUGCUCAGGGCUGGGCAGUCCCGGAGGGAACCAGAAUGAUGGGCUGCCUUGGCUUCGAAGGGAAAAGACAAACCCAGACGCCCACUGCAGUGACCCCGGGCAGAGGCCUGGUCUUCCCGGGGCCAUCCCAGACCUCGCGAAGCCGCCUUCAGCCCAGCUCCAGGGCCUCGCCCUUGCCUGCCGUCCUCACGGGACGUCCUGGGCUCGCCCUUGUCUGCGUCCUCACGGGACACCGCCUCGUCCAGAGACCAGGCCCAGCUCAGGGAGAGGCAGUGCCGGGUGCCGCAGAGGGAGCUGCUGCAGGCCGGGCUGCUGGCUGGGCUGCUCCUCGGGCUGGUUCAGUCCCUGCCGCAGCCUCCGGUCAGCGCUGGAUCCACACUGCAGCCUGGGGCGCCUGCCCCCAUGCGUCCAGGGACCAGGCUGCACACGGUAACAGCCACGCUUCCCUCCCACUGCACAGCCUCACGUGGUGCCGCCUCCCCUCACCAGCGUGCCCCGCUCGGCUGCCUCGGGAGAAGGCACCACCUCGUCACGUCUUCUCUCUCUCUCGUUCUCGCAGACGUGCGGUCACAGGGACAGGGUUUGCAGUCACACAGUUCACAAGGCCGAGGGUAAGGAUCAUUGUAGACUUGCCCCUGCAGCGACUCCUAUUGGCCUGAAAGGUGAUAAGAACAAAAAGUGCAUGUCAAAUAAAAGCAACUGAAGGUUGAGAGAGAACAAGAGAGCCAGGGAGAGAG